This is a messenger RNA of Cyphellophora attinorum, 1254 nucleotides long. RefSeq names its product Flavohemoprotein. Gene Ontology annotation, biological process: cellular response to nitrosative stress; nitric oxide catabolic process. NCBI's taxonomy places the organism in Eukaryota, Fungi, Ascomycota, Eurotiomycetes, Chaetothyriales, Cyphellophoraceae. The record is from RefSeq and is a predicted model, not a curated record. Gene Ontology annotation, molecular function: heme binding; nitric oxide dioxygenase [NAD(P)H] activity; FAD binding. The transcript has a single exon. The coding region runs from base 1 to 1254 and encodes 417 amino acids. Gene Ontology annotation, cellular component: intracellular anatomical structure.
AUGGGCUCGACCGCUGAAUCUGGAGCUGCCCGAAGCUCGCCAGGACUCAGUCCAGAGCAGAUAGCAAUAGUCAAAUCAACGGCGCCCGUACUUGCGGAGCACGGGCUAACGAUUACUACUCACUUCUAUAAGAGUCUCCUGAGCGCCUGUCCGCACCUCAAGAACGUAUUCAACAAUGGCCAUCAAGCCACUGGUACCCAACAAGCCGCUCUAGCACACGCCGUAUGGGCAUAUGCCGCCAACAUUGACAAUCUCGGCGCGUUAGGACCGGCUGUGUCUCGCAUAUCACACAAGCAUGCAAGUAUGGCGGUCGCUCCGGAGCACUAUCCUAUCGUCGGAAAGUACCUGCUGGAAUCGAUCAAGGCAGUUCUUGGCGACGCGGCCACGCAACCUAUACUGGACGCCUGGGAGGCUGCGUAUGGGCAACUCGCUGAAGUAUUCAUCUCCACAGAGAAGAACCUAUACAAAUCCAUGACUGAGGCAAAAGGCGGCUGGACUGGCUGGAGAAAAUUCAAAGUCGCUCGCAAAGUGCCAGAAUCUGACGAGAUCACCUCAUUCUAUUUCGAACCCAUCGACGGAAAGGCGCUGCCCACGUACGAACCUGGACAAUACAUUUCCAUACGACUGUACAUUCCCGAGCUCGGCCUCUAUCAACCACGGCAGUACUCUCUUUCGCAAUCGGCCAAUGAAAGCCAGUUUCGUAUAUCAGUCAAAAGGGAGGGAGCUACGUACGACAAGCCAGCAGGCUGCGUGUCCAACUUUCUCCACCGCGAGUUGAGCGAGGGCGACGAGGUGGAGCUCAGCAACCCUCGUGGAGACUUCACCUUGGAUGUCACCACAGACAAGCCCGUCGUACUCAUUAGCGGCGGGGUCGGGAUCACGCCUAUGCUCGCUAUGUUGGGGCAGUUGACCGAGAACGCGAAGCAAAGAAAGGUGCUCUUCGUACAUGCUACUCGGAGUGGCAAGGUCCAUGCUAUGAAAGACUACGUCAACGAGACUCAUUCGCAGAACCCUCAGGUGGGCAAGGCUGUCUUCUAUGAGAACAUCGGCGAGCAUGAUGUUCGAGAGAUUGACUACGACUACGAGGGCAGACUUGACCUCGAGAAGAUCCGAGAUCGGGUGCUUCUGCCUGAUGCUGACUACUAUCUUUGUGGUCCGUCUGGCUUCAUGCAGGCACAGCAGAAGAAGCUCGAGUCCAUGGGAGUGGCUAAGGAGCGGAUACACUCGGAGGUCUUCAACGCAGGAAAUCUUUGA